Molecule: messenger RNA, 318 nt
Organism: Colletotrichum truncatum
Lineage: Eukaryota; Fungi; Ascomycota; Sordariomycetes; Glomerellales; Glomerellaceae
Source: RefSeq, a predicted model, not a curated record
AUGCCCGUGGACGAGGCGGGACUUGCCGGAAGGCUCGGUGAAACCCUGCGGAAGCUGAGGCUGCCCCCCGAGGCGCCAGAGCACAUUGGGCCCGAACCUGCACGACGGAGCGUUCGGUUGGCACGGGCUGCUAUGCCGCCUGGCGGUCCUGUCUGGAUAUCAAUGAUGUCCACCCGGCUUGGCUCGGAAAUGCUGACGCUGGCGGACUGGGUGGAGCACUCCGGAGUCAUGAGCGAAAGCACGCAAGUUGACUGCGAUGAUGGUGCACCAGCGAAGCAACGCUGUGAAUGCUUCAAUGCACGCCUCGUCAAUGGAUAA